Molecule: messenger RNA, 387 nt
Organism: Camelina sativa (false flax)
Lineage: Eukaryota; Viridiplantae; Streptophyta; Magnoliopsida; Brassicales; Brassicaceae
Source: RefSeq, a predicted model, not a curated record
AUGAACUUCAACGUCAAGACGGCAGCAGAGAGACUCCUUAUUCAGCUGAAUGAGCUUGAUGAAAUCCGUAUGGAUGCUUAUGAGAAUGCCAAAAUAUACAAGGAACGUACCAAGGCCUUACACGACAGAAAGAUUAUUCCCAGGAACUUUGAUGCAAAUGAUUUGGUUCUUCUCUUCAACUCAAGGCUGAAGAUUUUUCCCGGGAAUUUGCGUUCUCGCUGGUCUGCCCCUUUUCGAAUCAAGGAGGUCAUGCCUUAUGGUGCCGUUGUGCUUUGGGACCAAGAAGGAAAAGACUUUACUGUUAAUGGCCAACGUCUUAAGCCAUACCUUGCGGAUCAUGAUCCAAUAGAGGCUACCCUUCAACUGGAGGAGCCUCAAGCUGCUUAG